AACUAAACAACAAGAAGGAAUCAACACCACAGAAGAAAGAGAAAGCCGAGAUACCCGUCUGGGUUUUAAAUAAGUUUUGUAUCUUUUAUCUUUUUUUUCUUUUUAUGAAGGUGAAAAAACAGAGUUCAAGAAAUGGGGAUAUUGUAUGAAGAUGUUGUAGUGAUAAGACAAGCCGAGAAGCCGGGUGACUCCAUUGUUAUUACAGUUAACUGUCCCGACAAGACUGGUUUGGGGUGUGAUUUGUGCAGGAUUAUCUUGCUUUUUGGGUUGAGCAUCUGCAGAGGAGAUGCCUCAACUGAUGGUAAAUGGUGCUACUUGGUGUUUUGGGUGGUGGGGAAACCAUCCACAAGGUGGAGUUUGUUGAAGAAGAGGCUUUUGGAGGUCUGUCCUUCACAUUUUUCGACCUCUGGAAUCUACUCUUACAGGUUGGAAAAUCAGCCACCGAAGCCUCCGGAUGUGUUUCUUUUGAAAUUCUGGUGUUCUUCAGACAGGAAAGGACUGUUACAUGAUGUAACUGAGGUUCUUUGUGAGCUAGAGCUUACAAUAAAGAGGGUAAAAGUAUCCACUACCCCAGAUGGCAAAGUAAUGGACCUCUUUUUCGUCACUGAUACCAGGGAGCUUCUUCAUACUAGAAAAAGGCAGGAAGAAACUGUUCAUCAUUUGCAAACUGUGUUAGGGAAUACCUUAAUAAGUUGUGAGAUCGAAUUGGCUGGCCCAGAUGUAACUGCAUGCUCCCAGGUUUCCUCAUUUCUUCCUUCUGCAAUCACAGGAGACAUGUUCAAUUUGGAGCUGCCUGUGGGACCCCCUAGUGGAUUUCUUGGUUCAACUCCUCUAUCCAUUGCCGUGGACAACACCUUAAGCCCUUCUCACACUCUUGUUCAAAUCCACUGCCAGGAUCACAAGGGUCUCAUUUACGAUAUGAUGAGAACCCUAAAGGACUACAAUAUCCAGCUUUCUUAUGGACGAUUUUUUGCCAACCCAAAAGGCAACUGUGAGUUAGACUUGUUCAUAAUGCAAGCAGAUGGGAAGAAGAUAAUGGACCCAAACAAACAAAAUGCAUUGUGCUCUCGUCUGAGGAUGGAGCUUCUGCACCCUCUUAGAGUUGCUGUGGUGAGCCGGGGCCCUGAUACAGAGCUGCUAGUAGCAAAUCCUGUUGAAUUGUCUGGCAGGGGUCGACCUCUUGUUUUCCACGAUAUCACACUAGCUCUCAAGAUUCUCAACAUUUGCAUCUUUUCGGUCGAGAUAGGGAGACGCAUGAUCCACGACCGGGAAUGGGAAGUGUAUAGAAUCUUGCUUGACGAAGCGGAUGGCAAUUCUGAGCCAAGGAACAAGAUCCAAGAUCAUGUAAGAAAAAUCUUGAUGGGUUGGGAAUAGAGUUAAGGUUUUUUUCUCUCUUCAGCAUCAUUGUACAGCAUAAUUUCUUUAGCCAUUUUAGUUUCUACUACAGUUGACAACAGUUAGGACUAACCAGGUACCACAAUGUAAAUGAUGAAAUGUCUUAUGAGAAAUGAUCAUUAUUAAGUUUGUUUCUCCCUCUUUAAUUUAAUUGUAAUACAAAAUUACUCCCAAAUUUUAUCUGCAUUCAAUUUGCUGG
Pistacia vera is the source of this 1594-nucleotide messenger RNA. Its product is annotated as ACT domain-containing protein ACR10-like. The record is from RefSeq and is a predicted model, not a curated record. Lineage: Eukaryota; Viridiplantae; Streptophyta; Magnoliopsida; Sapindales; Anacardiaceae. The transcript is spliced from 6 exons. The coding region runs from base 133 to 1374 and encodes 413 amino acids.